CCCGGGGGCUGAGACAGAGCCACCAGCCCCAGCUCCUGGAUGUGCACCAAUGAUGCUGCUGCUGCUCCUGCUCUCCACGGUCUUUAUCCCACUUCAUAAUGCUCGGGUCAUCGGGGGCCAGGAACCCCCACUUGGCUCCAGACCCUACAUGGCCUAUGUGCAAAUCGGGUCAACGGGAAGCUGUGGAGGGUUCCUGAUCCAGGAGGAUGUGGUGGUGACGGCAGCUCAUUGUAACUGCAACCUGGGAAACAUCUAUGUCUACCUGGGAGUCCAGGACUUCAUGAAGCCGGGACAGAACUGGCAACGGAUCCGGGCCCGUCGCUGGAUCCAGCACCCCGACUUCAACAAUGAGAACUUUCACAAUGACAUCAUGCUGCUCAAGCUGUGGCACAGUGUGGAGCUGAACGAAUGGGUGGGGCUUGUCCCCCUGCCGGAGGCUGAUCACCUCGUCAGCCCAGGCUCCGAGUGCAGCGUGGCCGGGUGGGGUCGGACCGGACUGAACACCACCACUGACAAGCUGCAGGAGGCAGAGCAGGAGGUGGUGUCGGAUGGCCUGUGCAGAGAGCGGUACCGUCAUUAUGACCCUAUCACCAUGCUCUGCGCCGGCAGCCCCCACACCAAGAAAUCAGCCUUCCAGGGCGAUUCCGGCGGGCCCCUGGUGUGCGACGGGAUGGUCCAGGGCAUCAUCUCCAAUGGAGAUCCAGAUGGGCGACCCCCCAGCGUAUACACGAGAAUCUCCAAAUUCAUUCCCUGGAUCAACGAAACUCUGCAGAAGCUGAGUUAAAGGAGACACCACCCUUUAAAGGGCCAAUUUGGCCAUACUGGGCAAUGUGCCUGUGUGGAAUCCCCAGGUGCUUUAGAUCAGAGUAUUUCUUUCUAGUGAUAGAGAAAUUCUUCGAGUGGCUCAGUCCUGAAAUCCUUUUGUGGCUAGAAAUACCCCAUCGAUGUUUGAAAUUUUGUUAUAUUGUCUCCCCAAGUGUCUAGUCAAUGUUUGGGACCCUACGCGUGUUCCGGUUGGGAGCAGAAAUUGACAAUGGAGUCUGGUAUUUCCUGUGAUGUGAUCUAAUUUACAAGGAACAUCCAAAGUCCUGUUUCCCUGAACACAGUCAGAAUCAAACAGCAGCAGACAGCAACUCUGUUCUGUGUACAGAGCCUGCCUUUCCAGCCAAGACUGUGUGCCCAAAAUGGUGCUCUUAGCUUUUUCUCAGGGUCUGUCAUAACUAUAAAGGGAAGGGCAACAGCUCUCCUGUGUACAAUACUAUAAAAUCCCUCCUGGCCAGAGACUCCAAAAUCCUUUUACCUGUAAAGGGUUAAGAAGCUCAGGUAACCUGGCUGACACCUGACCCAAAGGACCAAUAAGGGGACAAGAUACUUUCAAAUCUUGGUGGGGGGAAGGAAGGCUUUUGUUUGUGCUUUUUGUUUUGGUGGUUGUUCGCUCUUGGGACUAAGAGGGACCAGACAUUUGCUAGGGUGUUUACCUCUGUUUGCUGUAACUUUGAACCUAAGGCUAGAGAGGGGUCCUCUGGGCUCUUUAAGUUUGAUUACCCUGUAGAGUUAUUUUCCAUCCUGAUUUUACAGAGAUGAUUUUUACCUUUUCCUUUAAUUAAAAGCCUUCUUUUUAAGAACCUGAUUGAUUUCCCCUGUUUUUUAGAUCCAAGGGGGUUGGAUCUUGAUCCACCAGGAGUUGGUGGGAGAGAGGAGGGGGGGGUGG
Molecule: messenger RNA, 1711 nt
Organism: Malaclemys terrapin pileata
Lineage: Eukaryota; Metazoa; Chordata; Testudines; Emydidae
Product: duodenase-1-like
Exons: 5
Coding region: 50-784 (244 amino acids)
Biological process (GO): proteolysis
Cellular component (GO): intracellular membrane-bounded organelle; cytoplasm
Molecular function (GO): serine-type endopeptidase activity
Source: RefSeq, a predicted model, not a curated record